Molecule: messenger RNA, 255 nt
Organism: Adineta ricciae
Lineage: Eukaryota; Metazoa; Rotifera; Eurotatoria; Adinetida; Adinetidae
Source: the annotation of a GenBank genome assembly
AUGUACAGCAAGAACCUCUUCUAUAACAUCUUCAAGUGGUUCAUCGUCAAAAUACGCACUUUACCUAGCAUUCUUUGUAAGCUGAAACGGGGCAAUCAAACUCGGAUGAGUAUUUCACCAUUGGCAGUACAAUUGGCGCUGCAAGAACAUAAUAAUCCAUACGCACCACCUAGUUAUCGAGUUCCACCACCUAAUCAACCAUCAGUUGGUGAAGAUUUACCACCGUCGUACUCAUCAAUUGCUGCACAGAAAUGA